AUGGCUAAUUUAGCCCCAACUCCUAUGGUUGCUUCUUCAAAAUUGCCAGCUAAUGAUUCCUCCCAUUUUGAAGAUCCAAAAUUAUUUCGUUCUAUUGCAGAGGCCUUCCAAUACCUGACACUUACUAGGCCAGACCUCACAUUUGCUGUUAGCAAGAUUUGUCAAUAUAUGCACAAUCCCACUGUCAAUCAUUGGAGAGUACUCAAAAGGAUUCUUAGAUAUAUUGAAGGAAGUAUGGAUCAGGGUCUCUUAUUUACAGCAUGCACUGACUUUCGAUUAUUUGCUUUUUCAAAUACUGAUUGGGGAGCAAAUGCUGAUGAUAGAAAAAGUGUUACUGGAUAUUGUGUCUAUUUAGGAACAAACUUGAUUGCAUGA
Molecule: messenger RNA, 375 nt
Organism: Arachis duranensis
Lineage: Eukaryota; Viridiplantae; Streptophyta; Magnoliopsida; Fabales; Fabaceae
Exons: 1
Coding region: 1-375 (124 amino acids)
Source: RefSeq, a predicted model, not a curated record